ACUUUAUACUUGAGCACUUUAACGUGAACUGUUCCAUUGAACGAACGCAGAUAGAGAGCGGAAUAUCCGAUUAUAUACAAGUUCACUAACGUGAAGUUGUUCCUUCUGCUACUUCGAACCUAUUAAAAAGACGAUAACAAGGACAAGACAAGUGUCAGUGAUUAAAUGCAUGCAGUCUGUUCAUCAGUGUGAACUAACUGCCUAUGGAAGGAAUUGAUCGUUGUCGAAUUGCGGUGAAAUAUUGACCGGAAAAAUUCCGAGCAAAGGGUUGAAACUUUUCGAGUGGAUUUAUCAGAGGAAUAUUGUGCACUUGCAGUGAUUUGUGACUGAGUUUCUUGUGCCAUUUAUUUGAGUGUGGUUGCUUCUGGUGAUUGAAAGACUGUUGAUUUCAAGAAAAUCCAGCUUAAAUGAUCCAGCUAGAAAUAAGAUUCACGAACCAAAUGGUUGGCUUAGAGGACCACAUAGAUCCGCAUAGAAAUCCCUGUUGAAUUCAAGAAAUUUUCAUGUAGAUAAAAGGUUGACAGAAAAUGCAAGCUGUAAAACAAAUUUCCCUGUUAAUAUUUCUCUUCGUUUGGACGAUAGCCAGGUGUUUUCCUCCUAUACCUCUCAACGAGAGGUCCACAGAGAAAUUAACAUACGAGGCGUAUUUGUUGAUUGAGGAGAGUUUGAACCAGCAGAAGGACAGCACUCUCGAACGAAGAAUCAAGGAGAAAUCCAUAUUCAUAGCACCUAUCAUCAGUCCCGAGAACUCUCCUGAGUGCGGUAACGACAGAUGCAAGAAAUUAAUGCCGAAAAAAGAGAUACCCCUGGAGAAUUUGCUUCAGUUGAUCAAUCAGCAGUACGGUUUUAUGGAGGAGAAUGAGGAAGACAUAACCACUGGUCCCCUCUACAUAAAUAUCCCUCUUAAGGCAGUUCAGGAGGAAACUGAUCUCACGAUGUUGAUAGCUCCAACCAAAAACGCAGCAUUGGAGAUGGAGAUAGACAACAACAGAACACCGAGUGAAGAAAAAGUCAAUAUGGCUGAUAUCGCCGGAAUCCUCGGCAUCAAAAAAGUAGGAGAAUCAGAAACAGUAACUUCCAGUACAACAGAUGCUAUAACAAGAGAAACGACAACGGAAACUACAACUGUGAACACACAAGGUUACACCACGGAAACUAACGCUCUAUUCUACGAUGCCAAGAGACAAGUAGAGCUGAAAACGGACUCUACAACAAUGACCUCGACAACAGCAAACACAGGCUCUACAGAGGACUUUGCCGGAGAAAGCACAACGGAAAAACCAAAUGCCCAAGAUAGCGAACUCACUCUAUAUCAAAUGGACCAAGCUCUCCCUUACCCUGACUCAUCAGUUUCCUUUGUCGACGUCAAAAGGGAAGCUGAAACCUUCAAAGAUAAACCGAUGAUGAGUGAAAAAACUUCGGAAAGGCCUCCCACAGUUUUCACAGUCAGAUCGACUUUGAUAGUGCCCAAAAAGGAUCCACUGCCACCUAUACCUCUACCCAGAGUAUCCACGCCGACACCUUUCACUUUACCGACAGCUUCUGCAAUAUUCACACCAAUAGACAAUGUGCUGAAUAUGGAGGACAACACGAAGACUAUUUUCUCGGAGGGAUUCCAGAGACCAACUCACGAUUCCUUGUUUGGCGUAAAUAAGAAGUUUUUCCCUAAGGUUAAGGAUACUGAUGGCUUUUUCACGACUAGACCAUCAGAAACCACAUCGGAGGCAGUCGAAUAUACCAAAAAAAUCACAAAUAGAGUAGUAUUUCCGACAGUCAGUACUACUCCCACCAGUACUAGAACCUUUAUGGUUAGAUUUCCUAGUGCAUCACACCAUGUAAGGUUCCCAGCAUCUUCAUCGUCAGCCAUACCCACCACCCCAUCUGGUAUUUCCGAUAAUUAUGGAGAACAGUCAAGGACCUCGAAUCCUCCGAUUGAUAGAGGUGAUACCCUCAAGAAUAUCCCAGAAGUUAAUCUUACCUACGCUAUUCCCAUCCAUGUGAAUCUAACCUCUUUAUACGAGAGGAUUAAAGCGCAAAGGGAAAAUCACAGAAAUAGGGACAAACACAGUGAGUGGUUCCAUCUUCCAACAAAAUGGUGGGACACGUCUCAGAGACCCCCUGUACUGAGGAUUUCCAAGAAGAAUGGCCACAUGGAUGUCCAGGAAGUAAGCCCUGACAAUUUCUUCAGGCAGUUCAACGCCAGAUCUUUUGGAUUAAAACCUGCAAUACAGAGAUGAUAAUGAGUCAUCAUUGCAGCUGUCAAGCUGCUUUGUAUAUAGACCUACAAAUGUUUUAGUUUGUACUUAUAGUCUGAACAGUACCUUAUGAUUUUCUCAAGUAUUAUUGAGUAGAGCUGUUGUCGAAAGUUGGGGCAGUUAUUGUAGAAGAACCUGUAAACUUCUUCAGCGUGUUGGAAUCCCUUGUUGUGAGAAAACUGUUUAAUUAACAAAGUUGUAAGAGCUUGAGAACGGUAGGAGUAUCUAUUUUACAGAUGCCUUAUGUUCCCUUUUGAGUGGCAGGUCCACGAUUCGUUUUAAAAUUAGGAAAAAACGAAAAGGUAUCCUGAAAUUGAGAAAGAUUUUCCUACAAUACCUGCAGCAAUUUGUCUGUAGACUUGGUGAUUCUAACUUUUGAUAGCCAGCUCAGUAUAUUAUUUAUAUAAUUUACAGAAAAUUAUGACUACUUACCUCACAAAUUAUAUUAUAUUUUAUAUAAUUCAUUAUGUUAUUAUUUUCAGUGAUACAUCACAUCUUGUAACUUAUUUUCUUACUUUAAUACUGUUCACGAAUUUUGCUCUGGUUCCUAGACUUAAAAUAUGUGUAUUGAAUGGAAAUAACUGUAGAUGUUUCACAGAAAGCCUAAAAAGAAGAAAAUGUGACCCCCCAUAUAUCAGUGUAUUGAAUUUAACAUUUAUUUAUCUUCUCCUCUUUUAUCUCUUCAUCGAAUUGUAUUAUAAUUAUUAUAGUCAUGUAUAUAAUCGAUUUUACUCAUUAGAUUAAGAUUUAAUUUAUUGUUUUCCUCUAAAUUAGCACAAAAUUACUUAUGAUAUUCAUUUUCGUAAUGAUCCCAAAGAACUUCCAGUAAAACAAAUUUCAUAUAUUGGCGGGAGUUUGAAUUAUAUUGAAACAAAAUAUCUAAGGACACUGCUAUGCCAAAUCCGAUAAAGCUAUAAUAAGAAUGAACUUUAUGCUAGAUCCUAGUUCUCGAUGUUAUUUCAGGGUAUACAGCAGACAAAUAAAUAUAGGGAAGUAACUAUACAGAGGUUUUUCCUGGAAUUUUUUAUUGCUAAUCUUUUUUCCAAAUUUUUUCAUUUAAAAUAUCUUAUAUGGCUUCCACGGAUAUCGAAGGACUUUUUCAUUCUCAAAAAUGUCUGGUUUUACAAAAGAUUAAAAAACCCAGGGAAUAUUCAUGAAAAAUAAUCAAUUUAUGAGUAUUCAAGAUGAAAAAAAAAUUACUUAAUUGUCAGCUUAGAUCAAAUGAAUUCCUAUCUUGUGUAAAAUCAUUCUCUACAAUCUUAUAUGAUUUGAAACUUAAAAUAAAUAUCCGUUUUUCUCAAUUUAACAGAAGAAAAGUUUUGUGUUUAUUUGUUGUAUGUGCCAGUAUGUGAAUAAAAUUUAAAAAAAUUGGC
Messenger RNA from Coccinella septempunctata (seven-spotted ladybird), 3628 nucleotides. RefSeq lists its product as uncharacterized. The coding region runs from base 528 to 2237 and encodes 569 amino acids. NCBI's taxonomy places the organism in Eukaryota, Metazoa, Arthropoda, Insecta, Coleoptera, Coccinellidae. The record is from RefSeq and is a predicted model, not a curated record. The transcript is spliced from 4 exons.